Molecule: messenger RNA, 4156 nt
Organism: Esox lucius (northern pike)
Lineage: Eukaryota; Metazoa; Chordata; Actinopteri; Esociformes; Esocidae
Product: RNA-binding protein 15-like
Exons: 1
Coding region: 280-2790 (836 amino acids)
Biological process (GO): regulation of alternative mRNA splicing, via spliceosome
Cellular component (GO): nucleus
Molecular function (GO): mRNA binding
Source: RefSeq, a predicted model, not a curated record
UACAGUGCAAUGAACCGGGAAAAGUUUAUGUUACCGGACGUGAAGGCAAAACCAUUGAGGGUUGAGUGACGUGUGGAACCAAUAGAUAUUCUCUACGCAAACCUUAUAUCACCAAAUCACCACUGCUGGGUGGGACUUUCAAUGCAGCCAUUCAACAUGUCAGAGAACUAAAGGGAAAUGAGCUGCAUUUAAAUAUAUAUUUUACGUAGCAAACGAAAAGUACAGUAGUAGUAGGGUUGGAAUAUAUAGUUUUCACGACAAUAAUUAAUUCUGUUUAAAAUGAAAGGCAAGGAGCGGUCGCCCGUGAAAAAACGCUCGCGGAUUCUGGAUGAUAUCCGAGACCGGGGAGGAAACCACCCAACAACAUGUAAGAAAAUGGGAGCUCUCUCGGCGGCAGACAGUAAUAACGUGAAUAGUUCUGUUAAAAGUGGUGGUUCGGCGAGAAGGAGUUUGCUAUCUGAAAAGAGAGACAGUCGAGAUUUAGACGGCCAUGUAUCGAGUCGAACUGGGAGUAUUCACGGAUAUGCUAACACAACUGUUUCGACUAGCAAGCUACAGAUUAGCCUUGCUCUGGACCCAAGGAACAAUCCUCGCGGUGAACCACGACCUCUUCCGAGCAAUGAAAGUGAGUACAAGACUCUUAGAAUUAGCGAACUCGGCUCUCAGUUAAGCGACGAAGAAAUUGAAGACGGAUUAUUUCACGAAUUUAAAAAAUUUGGGGACGUGAGUGUCAAAAUAAGUACAGUAAACGACGAAAGAGUGGCAUUUGUGAAUUUCCGAAGGCCCGAUGAUGCCAAAGCGGCCAAGCACGCACGCGGAAAGUUGGUACUCUAUGAUCGCCCCCUAAAAAUUGACGCGGUGUACAUGAACCGGCGGAGGAGCCGUUCCCCAAUCGAAAAGGAUACAUAUUCGGGAGUUGCAGGGCACAGACAUUUGCACGUCCAACGACCUCUUUCACCAACAGGGCUAGGAUAUAGGGACUUCAGACUGCAACAGCUAGCACUAGGUCGUCUUCCCCCACCACACCCUAGAGAACUAGAAAGAGAGAGAGAAUUUUCUAUCUAUGAAGCCAGGAGCCGGCCACCCUUAAUUCAUGAUUGUGCAGCUUUUCGUGAGGAGGACCUCCUUUCCCCAGAAGAUGAUCAGCGGGCCAACAGGACGUUGUUUCUUGGCAACCUUGAUGUCUCAGUCACAGAGAAUGACCUGAGGAGGGCAUUUGACAGGUUUGGGGUGAUCACUGAGGUGGACAUCAAACGCACCACUACUCGUGGACAGAGCAGCACCUAUGGAUUCCUAAAGUUCGAGAACCUAGACAUGGCUCACCGUGCAAAGAUAUCUAUGUCAGGCAAAGUUGUGUGUCACAACCCUAUCAAAAUUGGUUAUGGCAAAGCAACCCCCACUACCAGGUUGUGGGUCGGGGGUCUUGGUCCCUGGGUUCCGCUUGCUGCCCUGGCCAGGGAGUUUGACCGCUUUGGCACCAUUAGGACUAUUGACUACAGGAAGGGGGACACGUGGGCAUACAUCCAAUAUGAGAGCCUGGAUGCUGCCCAGGCUGCCUGCGCCCAUAUGCGUGGCUUCCCUCUUGGGGGUCCUGACAGGAGACUCAGGGUGGACUUUGCCGACACAGAGCUCCGUUACCAACAACAGUACCUGCAGCCUCUCCCCCUGCCACCUCACCUUGACUUAGUGGCGGACUCCUUCAUCCACCGGCCCACCCCAGAAGCCAUUAAGUUUAGGGAGAGGAGCCCUCCACCCCCACUCCGCUUCAGAGAAAGGGGACUGUACGCUGCUGAUUGGGCUGGCCCAUUGAUCCGCGAGAGGGUGCGCGGGGCGGCCUUUGAACCAGUGGAGCACCUGGAGAGGCGUUCACGGGAACCCUGGUCUCUUGAAUGUGAGCGGGAGCUGCAGAUCCGUGACCAGCUAAGAAAACGCCGCCUUUUGGAUGAUGUGCGUCGCACGGACCGCUCACCGGAUAGCAGCGAGCAUGUGCGUCGACGUCGUGGCACCUCAUUGGAGCGCAGCCCUGGUGGGAGUUGCCAAGAAGGGGGACGCUACAGUCCACCACACUCCGACCGACUGUCCCCUGGCCGAGAGCAGCGGGGAAGCUUAGACCGUGGCCACGGGGACAAGAGGCUGCGUACGCUGAGCCCGCCCGAGCCGGAACGGGACCGUAAACGCAAAACCAGUGAGUUCUGUAAAAGCCCUGCAAAGAGGGAGGAGCGUGAUCACCCAUCCUCCUCCAAGCCUAACUUGCCGUCCAACCCGGGGGCCGGGGGGCAAAAACUCUGCCUGGCCUGGCAGGGCGUGCUCCUGCUAAAGAACAGCAGCUUCCCCACCUCCAUGCACCUCCUGGAGGGGGACCUGGCUGUGGCAGCCGGGCUGCUGGUGGAGGGCUCCACUGGUGGUCAGGUGUCCCAGCUGAAGAUCACCCAGCGCCUUCGCCUGGAUCAGCCCAAACUGGAUGAGGUGGCCCGUCGCAUCAAGACGGCGGGCGCCAGCGGGUACGCUGUCCUCUUGGCGGUGCCUGGGAGCUCUGAGGAGGGGCCCCAGGAUGUAGGGAGCUCCAGUGAAAGGCCUCUGAAAAACCUGGUCUCCUACCUGAAGCAGAAGCAGGCGGCUGGCGUCAUCAGUCUGCCUGUAGGUGGCGGUCGUGACAAGGACGGCGCGGGAGUUCUUCAUGCUUUCCCUCCCUGUGAUUUCUCCCAGCAGUUCUUGGAUGCUUCAGCUAAAGUCCUUGCCAAAAAUGAAGAGGACUACCUGGUGAUUGUCAUUGUCAGUGGAGCGUCAUAAAAUUUGAAAUAAGUGAAAAUCAUUACUGUGUGAUGUGUUGUUAGCACUGUUCGCACAUACCCUGAUACAGGAAAUCUGUUAUCUGUCAUUAAAACAGGAAUUAGGGCAGCUUUGUCUUACUAAAAUGAAGAACUUCUUGGCAGAAAACAAUCCCAUACGUAAUUUGAUUAUCAACAAUAACAAGCCUUUCAGAUAUUGGAAGCAAUCUUCUCCGCAUGCCUUAUUGCCUGAAUUAUGUUAGCUGGUGGUCUGCUUUUAAUAAGAACAAUUUCAAUCACAAGAAGUGGAUACAUUUAAUUUAAAUGAUUGAUUUAAUGGUUGAUCAAAGUUGAUUCACCUUUAUUUGUUCAACUAAUAUGUCUGAAUCAAGAGUAAUUCAUGCUGUUUUUGUUAUAGUUAUUGUCUUUGGUUGUUUUGGUUAUUGUCUUUGGUUGUUUUGGUUGCCUUCCAUUGUAUUCACAUUCAGUAAUUUCUCUGGUGUCAAGUCUUGUUUGCUAUUCAUUGCCAUAGAACCUAAAAGUAUAUAAAGAUGUAUCUGACACCUGAAAAAAAGCUGUUGCAUACACUUGCUCAGAUGGGAUAGAUCAGCCAUGCCAUAAUUUAGAAGCCUGUGAAGAUGUGUACUUCCUUUAAGACCACAGACAUUUUCUAUUUGAUGCAGUACAUUGUCAAUGUUAUGCAUGUAUUAGUGAGGGCUGCUUUUGUUCUUUAAUAAGCCAACCACAUUAUGUACUACAUUCCUCUACUGGCUUGUCUCUGAAGCCAAUCAGCAUUGGUUCUAGUUAGUGGUGGAAUUGGAGACCAGAUACUCGUGAAAGGGGUUUUGGAGGGCACUCUUUCUUCUGGUUUGAGAUGCCAUUGCUCCGGGACAGUAAAUGGGGUCAUUUCCCUUAGUAGGGUGCUGUCUUUCAAAUGGAAAAUGUAAGUAGGUGGUCACCAAAAGAUAUCACUGUUAAGCCCAGCAUUGUACCAUCAUUGCAAUUUAUUAAUCUCAGCUUCUAACUGGCUAAUUUGUCCCUCCUCAAGUACUGUAUAGGUAAUAACAUUUAUGGAAAAACAAAUGUAAAUUACUCUGGAUUAGAGUAAGAGCAUCUGCUAAACAAGUGGACUAAACAAAUGUGCUAUGAAUACACCAGUAUUAUCAAGCAGACAAGUGGAAGGGGUCAUGUAAGGUUUUGAAAUUCUAGAAUAUCUGUCAAAUUGAACAUUGCUCUAUGAUAAGGUCUUUAUAUUUCUAACCGCAACCAUUCUCAAACUGUUAUGUGGUCUACUGCUGUCAGUGUAUCUUUGUCCAGAUAGCACUCAGUUUGUCUGAAUUUUCAGUGUUGGGAACAGUCUUUUUUGUUUAAUACAUUAUGAGAAUGUA